UCAUUGAUGAGCGGUGACUUGUGAGGAGUUGCAACUUUCUUGCAGCUUCCAACAGAUUGACGAACAACCAUGGGAGCUCAUGGUGCAGGAGCAGAUCAUGGUGGUGAAGAAUACAUCUCUCUGCUACACAAGGAUGCAAGUGAGGAAGUGACAGAGGAUGGGUCUGUUGACAUUCAGGGAAGGCCUGCUCUCAAGAGCAAAACUGGCAAUUCAAGGGCAGCUACAAUUAUUCUAGGGGUUGAGCUCUUUGAGAGCCUAGCAGGCUUUGGCAUCUCCUCCAACCUGCCUAUAUACUUAAGGAAGGUGCUCCACCAGGGUAAUGCCUCUAUUGCAGCCAGCGUCACCACAUGGACAGGGACCAGCUACCUUACACCUUUGUUGGGAGCCCUGUUUGCUGAUUCAUACUGGGGCAGAUAUUGGACUACUUUCAACUUCUUCUUUGUCUAUGCCAUGGGUAUAGUAAUUCUCACUCUAUCAGCAUCUCUCUCAGCAUUGAAGCCUCCAAGCUGUGAAGGAGUUGAAUGCCCUUCAGCUACUUAUGUGCAGAAGAUGGUCUUCUUUGUUGGAUUGUACCUUGUCUCUUUUGGGUCUGGGUGCAUCAAGUCCUCUCUCCUGCCGCUGGGUGCUGAUCAGUUCAGUGAUAUGGACCCAAAAGAGAGUGUGAAGAAGGGGUCCUUCUUCAACUGGUUCUACUUCACCAUGAGCUUUGGUGCUUUCAUCUCAAGCAGUGUGCUGGUGUGGAUUCAAGAGAACAUUGGAUGGGGGGUGGGAUAUGGCAUCUCCGCGGGCUUCAUUGCCCUUACAAUUGCCAUGUUUGUAAUGGGUACCCCCUUCUACAGGCUGCAGAAGCCAGGAGGCAGCCCUUUGACAAGGGUGUGGCAGGUGCUCAUCGCGGCUUUUAGGAAGACAGCUCUUCCAACUCCCACUGAUGGCAAGCUCCUCUAUGAGGAAGAAAGCAAUUCAACUGGAAAUACCCACCUCCAUCUUCCUCACACUGAUGACUUCAGGUUCUUAGAUAAAGCAGCAAUAAAAUCCGAUAGGGACAUGGAGGAUGGAAUUUGCAGGAAUCCGUGGAGAUUAUGCACCGUCACACAAGUGGAGGAACUGAAGUUACUGUUGCGCCUGUUGCCUAUGUGGGUUACUGGUAUUAUAUACUCCGCAGUAUAUGCUCAGAUGUACACAGUCUUCAUAGAACAAGGCAGCAUCAUGGAGAGAAAUGUUGGAAGGUUUGCUGUUCCACCUGCCAUGCUGUAUGCCUGUGAGGUGCUCACUGUGAUCUUAUGGGUCCCAAUUUAUGACACCAUCGUCGUUGCGAUUGCCCGGAGGUUCACCGGCAACCCGCGGGGUUUAUCGGAGCUGCAGAGGAUGGGCAUAGGGCGGUUCUUGAUCAUUCUUUCCAUGACAGUGGCUGCUCUUGUGGAGAUGAAGAGGUUGGAGAGCAGCAAGGAAGGCAAGUUGACGAACAUAGCAUGGCAACUUCCUCAGUACUUCUUCAUUGGUGUUUCUGAGGUGUUCACUUAUAUUGGGCAGCUGGAAUUUUUCUAUGAUCAGUCACCUGAUUCCAUGAGGAGUGUCUGCACUGCCAUGUCUCUGUUAACUAUUUCACUUGGGAACUACUUCAGUUCUUUGAUUAUGGCCUUUGUGAGCUGGGCUACAACAAAGGGAGGGGGGCCAGGAUGGAUACCUGAUGAUCUGAAUGAAGGGCACUUGGAUUAUUUCUUCUGGGUGUUAAGUGGGGUUAGCAUAUUGAACUUGGUUGCCUAUGUUGCUUGUGCGAAGCGAUAUAAGCUCAAGAGAAUUGCCCAUGACCCCAUUAUCUGUUAAUAUGUAUAAGAGCUUUGUUGCGUUGAUCAUAGAAAAAAAAUAAAUGGUCAAUUAGAUGAUCAUGAUUCAAUUUCUUGAGCAGAUGUAACAAAAAUCCCUGGUUUUCUUACCAUGUCAAGAUUGUCAAGUGGUAUGAAAAAGCUACUUAUUUGCC
This is a messenger RNA of Nymphaea colorata (pocket water lily), 1978 nucleotides long. RefSeq names its product protein NRT1/ PTR FAMILY 8.3-like. Gene Ontology annotation, molecular function: transmembrane transporter activity. The record is from RefSeq and is a predicted model, not a curated record. Bases 70 to 1824 code for a protein of 584 amino acids. Gene Ontology annotation, cellular component: membrane. The transcript is spliced from 5 exons. Lineage: Eukaryota; Viridiplantae; Streptophyta; Magnoliopsida; Nymphaeales; Nymphaeaceae. Gene Ontology annotation, biological process: transmembrane transport.